Molecule: messenger RNA, 1548 nt
Organism: Mesoplodon densirostris (Blainville's beaked whale)
Lineage: Eukaryota; Metazoa; Chordata; Mammalia; Artiodactyla; Ziphiidae
Gene: SMPDL3A
Product: sphingomyelin phosphodiesterase acid like 3A
Exons: 8
Coding region: 57-1418 (453 amino acids)
Biological process (GO): sphingomyelin catabolic process
Molecular function (GO): sphingomyelin phosphodiesterase activity
Source: RefSeq, a predicted model, not a curated record
UCGUGUGGAGCCCCGGGACUGCAAUAGGUCUCCCAGGCCCGUGGCCGCGACCCGCGAUGGCGCUGCUGGGCGCGCUCGUCUGCUGCCUGCUGGCUGCCUGGCACUGCCGCCCCGGCUUCGGACUGCCUCUGGCUCCCGCUGGCGGCCCGAGUCCCAGUCCGGCGGUGGGACAGUUUUGGCAUGUGACUGACUUACACUUAGACCCUACUUACCACAUCACAGAUGACCACACAAAAGUGUGCGCUUCCUCGAAAGGUGCAAAUGCCUCCAAUCCUGGCCCUUUUGGAGAUGUUCUAUGUGAUUCUCCUUAUCACCUCAUUUUGUCAGCAUUUGAUUUUAUUAAAAAUUCAGGACAGGAAGCAUCUUUUAUGAUAUGGACAGGGGAUAGCCCACCUCACGUUCCAGUGCGUGAACUCUCAACAGAUGCGGUCAUAAAUGUGAUUGCUAAUAUGACAACCACAGUCCAGAGUCUCUUUCCAAAUCUCCAGGUUUUCCCUGCACUGGGUAAUCAUGACUAUUGGCCACAGGAUCAACUGCCUAUAUUCACCAGCAAGGUGUACAAUGCAGUAGCAAGCCUCUGGAAGCCAUGGCUGGAUGAAGAAGCUAUUAGUACUCUAAGGAAAGGUGGCUUUUAUUCACAGAAAGUUUCAACUAAUCUGAACUUUAGGAUCAUCAGUCUCAACACAAACUUAUACUAUGGCCCAAAUAUCGUGACCCUAAAUAAGACUGACCCAGCAAAUCAGUUUGAAUGGCUAGAAAACACACUGAACAUCUCUCAGCAAAAUAAGGAGAAGGUGUACAUCAUAGCUCAUGUUCCAGUGGGGUACCUGCCUUAUUCAAGGGGCAUCACGGCAAUGAGAGAAUACUAUAAUGAGAAACUGAUAGACAUUUUUAGAAAAUACAGUAACAUCAUUGCAGGACAAUUUUAUGGACACACUCACAGAGAUAGUAUUAUGGUUCUUUCAGAUAAAAAAGGAAAUCCGAUAAAUUCUUUGUUCGUGGCUCCUGCUGUUACUCCAGUGAAGAGUGUUUUAGAAAAACAGACCAACAAUCCUGGUGUCAGACUAUUUCAAUAUGAUCCUCGUGAUUAUAAAUUACUGGAUGUACUACAGUAUUACUUGAACCUGACAGAUGCUAAUCUAAAGGGAAAAUCUAAUUGGAAGCUGGAGUAUAACCUGACCCAGGCCUAUGACAUUGAAGAUUUGCAGCCAAAAAGUUUGUAUGAAUUAGCUAAACAAUUUGCAAUCUUAGACAGUAAACAGUUUAUAAGAUACUACAAUUACUUCUUUGUGAGUUAUGACAGUAGGGUAAUUUGUGAUGGGAAAUGUAAGGCCUUUCAGAUUUGUGCAAUUAUGAAUCUUGAUGUUAUUUCUUAUACAGAUUGCCUCAAACAAUAUUAUAUAAAGCAAAAUCCGUAGUAUUUCACAGUCUGUACUCAUAGAAAAUGUAUCAUUGCUCUGUUUCUGAGAUCAGUUUGCAGCAAUUGUUAUGCAAAACUUUGUGAGUUACUGAGUGGGCAAGAAGAAUUCCUGUCUUUGCUUUUUUAUG